AGAAUGGCCAUUUCCUUUCCACCCCUUGUUCCGGAGGUUGCAAGGCCCUGCACUGGUUACAACCAUUGAUCUGUAAAUGGACUAAGGCUAGGUGGGAGGUUCUGGAAAUUCUGCAUUGACCCCCUUAGCUCUGUGCCCUCUGGAGCUUACAGACAGGUUAAAGGAAUGUAACAAUAGAUUUAUACUAACUAGAUGAAGCACUGGUGAUGUGCCAGGCCUUCCAAGCCUUCUUCCCAGAGUAACUCCUUCAAUGCUCUCUGUGACCUCACGUAAUCAAGAUCCUAUGAUGAUGACGGCCAAGGGACAGGUGGAGAAACUGUGCUACCAAGAGCCUUCUGAAGGCAUGGAAGUCAGGGAAGCAAACAGGGACGGUCUUCCUGCUCGCUGUGGGCGUUGGCUCAGAGACCACCUCCAACGCCUCUGUCCGUGUUGUCCAAGGAACCCCGAGCAUGAAGAGGAGUCAACUGUCCGUGGGAAUAAGGUCCACAGGCGGAGGGCUCCCUGGACAGGUGUGAGGAAGAAAUGGAGAAUGAGGAUGGCACGAGAGACCCCUGUGCUGGAGCUACGGCCAGUGUCACCUGCUUCAGCCCCGGCAGAGCCAGAGGAUGUCCCAGCAGUGGCCUCAGCCCUGGGGCCCGGAGCACCUGCUGGAAUGGCACCGGGCCUGGCAGAGCCAGCGCCAGGUCCAGAGCCCACCAGCCCCUGUGCGGCGAGCAUCUGGGACAUCCCAGGAGUGGUCUCGGGCCCCGAGGUGGAGCCCCAUGAGCCUUCAGAACCCAGCAGGCCUUCCCCCAGCCCCGGAAUGGGCCAGGCUAGGCGCCAUGCCUGGGAGCCCGAUAAUGUGCCCAGCGUCCUCCAUGGCAGCCGGCUUUCAUCCAUCCCAGAGGGCCAAGUCCUCCACCACUUGGUCCAGGAGGAGCACCUGGGGCCCACUGUGGCAGAGCUGGAAGAACCACGGCAGACGCAGCUGGCUCCAGAGACACGGGGAGGGCCGGCUUCAUGGCUAGAGCCAGUUCAGGAGCUCCCUGGGACCCCUGUGCUGGAGCUACGGCCGGUGUCACCUGCUUCGACCCCUGCAGAGCCGGAGGAUGUCCCAGCAGUGCCCUCAGCCCCACCGCCGAGCCCUGAGCUUGAGCCCCAUGAGCCCUCGGGCACGGGGCCCAGGGCACCUGCCAGAAUGGCAUCGGGCCUGGCAGAGCCAGAGCCGGCUCCAGAGUCCACCCUCCUGGCAUUCCCCCCCCGCCUGGUGGCCGAGCAGCUGACCCUGCUGUAUGCGGAACUGUUCACCAAGGUGGCAGUGGCCGACCGCAUGACCCGCUGCGGGAGCCAGUCAUGUAACGGAAACGUUGAGCACCUGGCCCCCACCUUCAAUAAGAUCAUAAAACAAUUUGAUGACGCAGCCAACCUGGUCAUCUCCUCCUGCCUCGGGGGCCCAGGCAUGACGGCGCGGGACAGGGCCCGAGUGGUAGAGUUCUGGAUCCAGGUGGCCAAGGAGUGUCUGGACCUCGAGAAUUUUGCGUCCCUCCACGCCAUUCUCUUGGCCCUGCAGAGCCCCGCCAUCAGUCGUCUGCAAUGCACCUGGGGACGUGUUUCCUGGAAGAGCUCCAGGAUGCAUAAGAGCCUUGAGAAAGAGAGGUGGCUUAACCGGAAGAGGCUCCUCAAGGAGGCGACCUCCAUGGUGACGCAACAGCAUCAUUUCCUCCGGGGAUCCGAGGAUAGGCAGGAGGUGAGAGUGGCCUGGCCAGGGUCAUGGCAGUGGGGGAGACCCUGCACUUGCUGCUGGUGCCACCAGCCCUGAACUGCCAGGACUGGGGUGACCAGGAGGGAGAGAGCAGCUGGGUACAGAGAGAAGCUGGAGGACGGGUGCAGGGACCACAGGUCUUGGGAUUGGCCAAAAGCCAGCCCUGGGAGGGACAGGAGGGGAGAGCAGGGCGAAGGGAGGGCGUGGGAGGAAGCACAGGGUGGUCCAAGGGGAGCUAGGGGCUGCGCGUGAGGGGUUCAGGGGAGGCUCUAUGGGCGCCCCUGAGGUAGACGGGGCACCUCCCCACCCCAGUGGCACAGCAUGGUCCCCUUCUUCGGAUUGUUCAUGGCUGGCCUGCUGGUCCUAGACAAACCCCUGGAACAUAAUGAUGUGAGUGAGCCCAGAGGGGCACAGGGUGUGCAGGAUGGUGGGCUUUGAAGAGGAGAGAGACCCUAGUGAGCCGGUGCUCUCAGCACCAGGCCACCCACCUCUUGGGAGUCUCCCCUCCUCCCGGGGGGGCCAGGCUCCUUGGAGAGGGCAGCCAGAAGGACCCCCUGCCCCCCUUAAGCCCCGGUCCUGGCCCCAGGGCAGGCGGGGCUGAGGGCUACAGCUACCGCCUCUGAGCAGGAUGGCCUCUCCCUCAGGCCCUGCCCAGGGGCAGGGAUGUUGCUCCUUCAAGGCAGGAAGCACAGGAGGGGGCUGCCCGUGCCUUCCUGCCUGAGGCCUCAGUCUCCGAGAGAGUCAUCAGAGAGAGUUACAUGGGAAGCUUGGCCUCAGCUCCCCAGUCCAGUCCCUCCUCCUCGGUACCCCAGAUCCUGGCCUAGGUCUGGGUGCUGUUUCUGGCAGGCCUGCUGCCUAGAGGGCCCCAGUGGUCCUCCAACUUGAGAAAGGGUGGGGAGGUUUGGGCCUCGUUCUGGGUGCAGGGGGCUGUUUCUGAUGCACUUUGGCUGCCUUGGUGCCUUCCAGGGUGACAGGAUGAGACAGAGUUGAGCUACUGUAACACCCCGCCACAGAAAGUGGGUGGGGGGGGGUGCAGAGCCCGUGGGCAGGACCCUGUCCGACCCAACCCCUGGGUCUGACAUGUCUUGAGAAAGUUAGCACACCCAGAGCUGAGGACACUCAAGGCUUUGGCGGGUGGGGGAUGGGGGUGGCAUCAAGACGGCCUUCCUGGAGGAGGAGCUAGAGACCCAACAGUGGGAACAGGCAGGACAGGAUAGCAUUGGAGGGAAGGCGGGUUCCCACGUGAGCAAAGAUCAGGGACCAACCCACUGCCCCACUCCUCACGCCCCUCCUUGUCUGCAUCCUGUCCUUCCUCUGCCCCAGGAAGCUUCCAUCAUACGUGAGAUCCUCAUACACAAGUACGCGGCCUUGCUGUAUGACCUGAAGCCCGAGGAGCGCUUCAGGUCGUUUUUCUGGGCCGUGGAGCCCCUGGAUGAGCAGAAGAGGUGAGGCUGGGCAGGAGUCAGCUGUGGGCUCCAGCUGCAGGCGGGCUGCGGGAGAAGGUCCCCCUGACAUGUGGCUCCAGGGGCUCACAGGUGCCCCUCUGUCCUGCAGCUACACCCUGUCCUGCCAGCUGGAGCCCCCAGGCCAGAGGGCCGGCAGAAAGGGACUCUUGUUCUUCAGGUCCUGCAACAUUUAAACUUAGUGGCCAGAGCCAGGUAAGUUUCUGGCCUGGGGCCAUUGGCAAGGGGUGGGCUGCUCCCCAGCCUCAGGGAAGCUUCGGGCCAUGUUGGGUGUGGGGGAGGACUAAAGACAGGUUGGGCUGGGAUUCUGCUCCCGUGCCGAACAGUCCUGUCAGGCUCAAGGGUGAUUCCCCUCUCUCUCUGGGACCCAGUUUCCUCCUCUGAGUAGGUGGUGCUCAUGAGCCUCCCCGUGACAGGGACCCCACGGGUGCUGGUGAUUGGCAGAACCUUCUGCACAAGGCCCGGAGCAAGAGGACACUGAAGACAGGGAGGAAGCAGGGUAAUGGGCGGAACCCAGGAUAACCUCACUCUUCUGUUCACCUGCGUGGCCCUGCAGCUCUUGACAUCAGGCCCGCAGCCUGCACUGUCCUGGCUGCAUGCAGAGGAGAGCAUUCCCUUCGGGAAGGCGGCACCUGGCACCCCAGGACCCUAGUCUGUUUCCUGCUCCUCUUCCUCCCGCUGCUCAUCCUGAGCCUCUGCUGGGGUACGUGCUCUGGCGCCUCCUCCACUGGCCAACUUGGGCAGCUCCCCAGACUGCCGCUGCAUCCUCAAGGACCCUCACAUAGCUGUGGCCAAUGUGGCCACCUUUGUGCUGAGUUAUCCCUUCUGUUCGUGGUCCACUGGGCAAAGGCAAGCUGCCCCACCACGUGGAGGGUGUCUCCAUUCCUGCAUGUGGCCUCCCGUGUUGUCGACGCCACCUGCUGCCUGGGUACCGUCAACCACCGAGUUGUAGCCACAGGGUUCCAGGAAGAGGUGGGUCCAUCCUCACUAGGCCCGGCCUUUCCCGGGAUGGACACGGACACGGUGCAGUGCUGCAUGGAACCACCGCCCCCGGGGUGCCCAGCGGAGGCAUCUGAGGAUGCAGGGGUGGUCGGCUGCCGCAGGUUCUCACGGCAUACUCCCAGGGGAGACCCUGUGCAACUUCCUCCCCUCAUCCCUGAGAAAUACCCUCCCUAGGGAUUAAAGAUGGCGGUGUGAAGAGGUGAGACACAGACCUCCUCCUAAAACCACAUAUAAUACAAAAAUAUAAUUAAUACAACUCAUCCUGAAAGAGUAAUAGGAAAGAUGGCUGCACCAGACUGCAUACAUCUGGAGAAAAAGAGCAGAGUCACGGAACAGGGUAAGGUACCAAAGCUGUGAUGCGGCGGUACCCAAGUCCUUCCCCCACGCCAGCCCAUCAGCGGGAGGAGGAGACACAGACCAGGGAGGGAGUGGAGGCCUGGGACUGAUGAACACCUCGCCCUGGAGAUGUGUUCUGGGAGCACGAACCUACAUUGCACGGUGCUCAGGCGAUUAGUGGGGUUGGAAAGCUAAGACAGGCGGAAUACAUGGAGAGAUGGAGAUUUCAGCUGCUUGUGGAAAACAGGGAUUCACAUCUAGCUGACCUGGGCAGCAGUCUGAAAGACUUCCUAAAAGUGAGAGGGCUGCUAAAGGGGAAAGGACUGCACAGAGCUUACUGCUCAGGAGAAAGGACAGGCAGACAAAACUGUCCAGGUGCACUCUGCCCAGCAGGUUGGGAACUUAACUGAUCUUCAGGCGCUACAUCCCCCUGGCUGGCUACGCUCCAAGGCCCCCCACUGUGACAUGCAGCCUGCUGUGUCUUCCUCCUGGCUAGCCUGCACCUGGCUCGCAAACCGGCUGCCCCUGCCCUGGCGUCAGGCCAGCCAGAGGGAAGACCCGCAUACGGCAACUACAAACACAAAGCAUAGAGGCUAACACCUGUGAGCCUCAUGGGGUCACUGAAUGGAUAAAAAAACAAGACCCAACUAUAAGCUGCCUACAAGAGACUCACUUCAAAUCCAAAGACAUACACAGACUAAAAGUGAAGGGAUGGAAAAAGAUAUUUCAAGCAACUAAAAGAGAGAAAAAAGAGGUGUGGCAGUACUUGUAUCAGACAAAAUAGAUUUUAAAAGAAAGAAAGUCACAAGAGACAAAGAAGGACAUUACAUAAUGAUAAAGGGGUCAAUCCAAAAAGAGGAUAUAACCAUUAUAAAUAUCUAUGCACCCACCACAGGAGCACCUACAUAUGUGAAACAAAUACUAACAGAAUUAAAAGGGGAAAUAGAAUGCAAUGCAUUCAUUCUAGGAGACUUCAACACUCCACUCACUCCAAAGGACAGAUCCACCAGACAGAAAAUAAGUAAGGAGACAGAGGCACUGAACAAUACAUUACAACAGAUGGACCUAACAGACAUCUACAGAACUCUACACCCAAAAGCAGCAGGAUACACAUUGUUCUCAAGUACACAUGGAACAUUUUCAAGAAUAGAUCAUAUACUAGGCCACAAAAAGAUCCUCAGUAAAUUCAAAAAGACUGAAAUUGCACCAACCAGCUUCCCAGACCACAAGGGUAUGAAACUAGAAAUAAAAUACGCAAAGAAAACAAAAGGCCUGUAGACACAUGGAGACUUAAAAACAUGUUUCUAAAUAACCAAUGGAUCAAUGAGCAAAUAAAAACAGAGAUCAAGCAAUAUUUGGAGACAAAUGACAACAAUAAUUCAACACCGCAACAUCUGUGGGAUGCAGUGAACACAGUGAUAACAGGGAAGUAUAUUGCAAUACAGGCCCACUUCAGGAAUGAAGAACAAUCCCAUAUGAACAGUCAAAACUCACAAUUAAUGAAACUAGAAAAACAAGAAAAAAUGAGGCCUAAAGUCAGUAGAAGGAGGGACAUACUAAAGAUUGGAGCAAAAAUAAAUAAAAUCAAGACAAAUAAAACAACAGACAGAAUCAAUGAAAGCAGGAGGUGGUUCUUCGAGAAAAUAAACGAGACAGAUAAACCCCUAGCCAGACAUAUCAAGAAAAAACAAAAGAGUCUACACUCAUAAACAGAAUCAAAAAUGAGAAAGGAAAAAUCACCAUGGACACCACAGAGGAACAAAUAAUUAUUAUAGAAUACUACAAAAAAAUUAUAUGGUAACAAACUGGAUAACUUAGAAGAAAUGGACAACUUUCUAGAAAAAUACAACCUUCCAAGUCUAACCCAGAAAGAAACAGAAGAUCUGAAUAGACAAAUUACCAGCAACAAAAUUGAACUGGUAAUCAAAAAACUACCUAAGAACAAAACACCUGGAACAGAUGGCUUCACCGCUGAUUUUUAUCAAACAUUUAGUGAAGAUCUAAUACCCAUCCUCCUUAAACUUUUCCAAAAAGUAGAAGAGGAAGGAAUACUUUCAAACUCAUUCUAUGAGGCCAGCAUCACUCUAAUACCAAAAACCAGGCAAAGAUACCACACAAAAAAGAAAAUUACAGGCCACCAUCCCUGAUGAACAAAGAUGCAAAAAUACUCAACAAAACAUUAGCAAACCGAAUUCAAAAAUACAUCAAGAGGAUCACACAUCAUGAUCAAGUGGGAUUCAUCUCAGGGAUGCAAGGAUGGUACAACAUUCGAAAACCCAUCAACAGCAUCCACCACAAAAACAAAAAGGACAACAACCACAUGAUCAUCUCCAUAGACGCUGAACAAGCGUUCAACAAAAUUCAACAUCCAUUCAUAAUAAAAACUCUCAAGAAAAUGGGUAUACAGGGCAAGUACCUCAACAUAAUCAAGGCCAUAGAUGACAAACCCACAGCCAACAUCAUACUUAACAGCGAGAAGCUGAAAGCCUUUCCUUUAAGAUCGGGAACAAGAAAAGGAUGCCCACACUCCCCACUUCUAUUCAACAUAGUUCUGGAGUCCUGGCCACUGCUAUCAGACAACACAGAGAAAUAAAAGGCAUCGAGAUUGGUAAAGAAGAAGUUUAAAGUGUCACUGCUUGCAGGUGACAUGAUAUUGUACAUAAAAAAAUAAAGAAUCGAAUCCAAAACUAUUAGAUCUAAUAUCUGAAUUCAGCAAAGUUGCAGGAUACAAAAUUAAUACACAGAAAACUGUUGCACUCCUAUACAGUAUUGAUGAACUAAUACAAAGAGACAUCAGAAAAACAAUUCCAUUCACAACUGCAUCAAAAAGAAUAAAAUAUCUAGGAAUAAACAUAAUGAAGGAAGUGAAAGACCUAUACACUGAAAACUACAAGACACUCCUAAAAGAAAUUAAAGAGGACACUAACAAAUGGAAAUACAUCCCAAGCUCAUGGAUAGGAAGAAUUAAUAUUGUCAAAAUGGCAUCGUGCCUAAAGCAAUCAACAGAUUCAAUGAAAUCCCUAUCAAAAUACCAACAGCAUUCUUCAAGGAACUAAAGAAAAUAAUUCUAAAAUUCACAUGGACCCACAGAAGACCCCAAAUAGCCAAAGUAAUCCUGAGAAGGAAGAAUAAAGCCAGGAGGACUUGGAUCCCAACUUCAAGCUCUACAACAAAGCCACAGUAAUCAAGAUAAUUUAGUACUGGCACAAGAAGAGACCCAUAGACCAAUCGAACAGAUGAGAGAGUUCAGAUAUAAACCCAAGCAUAUAUGCUCAAUUAAUAUACGAUAAAGGAGCCAUGGACAGACAAUGGAGAAAUGACAGCCUCUUCAACAACUGGUGUUGGCAAAACUGGACAGCUACAUGCAAGAGAAUGAAACUGGAUUAUUGUCUAUCCCCAUACACAAAAGUAAACUUGAAAUGGAUCAAAGACCUGAAUGUAAGUCAUGAAACCACGAAACUCUUAAAACAUAACAGGAAAAAAUCUCCUGAAUAUCAACAUGAGCAACUCUUCUCUGAAUGC
Molecule: messenger RNA, 8064 nt
Organism: Manis pentadactyla (Chinese pangolin)
Lineage: Eukaryota; Metazoa; Chordata; Mammalia; Pholidota; Manidae
Product: ral guanine nucleotide dissociation stimulator-like
Exons: 9
Coding region: 251-1798 (515 amino acids)
Biological process (GO): positive regulation of GTPase activity; Ras protein signal transduction
Cellular component (GO): plasma membrane
Molecular function (GO): guanyl-nucleotide exchange factor activity
Source: RefSeq, a predicted model, not a curated record